CUAAACAAUAUUUUCUUAAGAUGGCUGCUGUUUUAAAUAGCAAAUUUACUCUCUCGAAUAGGGUUAGAUUAGUUUUAAAAAUUCUGUGGAUUUGCUAGAUCUAGUAGGUUGUGUGCUGAGAGAAAUGAGGAAAAAGAAAACUUGCUGCCCUGCCCUGCUGUUUGUGUCCAGUCCAAGUGAGCAGCCUGUUCCUGUGGUGCCACCUGAUGGUGUAGGGGACAAACCCAUGUCUGUUAAAGCUAUCAGCAUUGGAGAAGUCUGUCAGCCUUUGUGGGUAUCUCCACAGUUUUCUGGAGAAGGUGGCUUGGGUGAAAUCUUGACUUCCAGUCAUGAAAACAAGUCAAGGAAUGAAGGUUUGAAGAAUUGGAGGUUUAAACCUCUCAAGUUUCUAACACUUGCCCCACGUGGCUUGAUACAUCCCACACAAACUCAGCAGACCACUGGUGUGGCUGGCCAAUGGCUAGACAUUGCCACCCCAUCUUUGUGGUGUGCAAACACCAGUCAUGGUGAUACACCACCAAACACCAGCCAUGGUGAGACACCACCAAACACCAGCCAUGGUGAGACACCACCAAACACCAGCCAUGGUGAGACACCAACAAACACCAGUCAUGGUGAGACACCACCAAACACCAGUCCUGGUGAGAUUACACCAACAAAAUCAUCUGGCUUGCCAAAGAUUUUGGUGGCUGACACCCCCGAGCUAGACUAUGGGUUAAAAAUGAGAGAAAGACAAUUAAAAUAUAAGGAUGGGAGCUGAUACAAAGACAAUUAAAAUAUAAGGAUGGGAGCUGAUACAAAGACAUUUAAAAUAUAAGGAUGGGAGCUGAUACAAAGACAUUUAAAAUAUAAGGAUGGGAGCUGAUACAAAGACAUUUAAAAUAUAAGGAUGGGAGCUGAUAUAAAGACAUUUAAAAUAUAAGGAUGGGAGCUGAUACAAAGACAUUUAAAAUAUAAGGAUGGGAGCUGAUACAAAGACAUUUAAAAUAUAAGGAUGGGAGCUGAUAUAAAGACAUUUAAAAUAUAAGGAUGGGAGCUGAUACAAAGACAUUUAAAAUAUAAGGAUGGGAGCUGAUACAAAGACAUUUAAAAUAUAAGGAUGGGAGCUGAUAUAAAGACAUUUAAAAUAUAAGGAUGGGAGCUGAUACAAAGACAUUUAAAAUAUAAGGAUGGGAGCUGAUAUAAAGACAUUUAAAAUAUAAGGAUGGGAGCUGAUACAAAGACAUUUAAAAUAUAAGGAUGGGAGCUGAUACAAAGACAUUUAAAAUAUAAGGAUGGGAGCUGAUAUAAAGACAUUUAAAAUAUAAGGAUGGGAGCUGAUACAAAGACAUUUAAAAUAUAAGGAUGGGAGCUGAUACAAAGACAUUUAAAAUAUAAGGAUGGGAGCUGAUACAAAGACAUUUAAAAUAUAAGGAUGGGAGCUGAUACAAAGACAUUUAAAAUAUAAGGAUGGGAGCUGAUAUAAAGACAUUUAAAAUAUAAGGAUGGGAGCUGAUAUAAAGACAUUUAAAAUAUAAGGAUGGGAGCUGAUAUAAAGACAAUUAAAAUAUAAGGAUGGGAGCUGAUACAAAGACAUUUAAAAUAUAAGGAUGGGAGCUGAUACAAAGACAUUUAAAAUAUAAGGAUGGGAGCUGAUACAAAGACAUUUAAAAUAUAAGGAUGGGAGCUGAUACAAA
Molecule: messenger RNA, 1676 nt
Organism: Physella acuta
Lineage: Eukaryota; Metazoa; Mollusca; Gastropoda; Physidae
Biological process (GO): cellular response to ionizing radiation; DNA damage checkpoint signaling
Cellular component (GO): nucleus
Source: RefSeq, a predicted model, not a curated record